AUGAUUUAUGACGGUGAUAACGAGGACGAAAAGGAAAAUAGAGAUGCAACUGACAUUGGAAAUGGAGCCACUCUACGAUACAAGACGACAGAGGUUUUGAUAAUACGUGGUCCCUGGGCCGAGAAUAAGCUUUUUCUGUUUAGCUUUACUAAUAGUGACAAGUGGGGGCUGGAGAGUGUAGUGGAAAAGAAGAUCAAUGAAGCUGGUGGAUAUGAGAGAAUCAACUGUAUCCUGGCCAAAGAAGCACCACCUCUGAAGUCCUAUGAUCCCAAGAUGGAUCGAGUAUAUGGAAAAGAGUCUUCUUUCUCAGAUGAGAAUGUUAAUCUUCGUAUUACAAGUGUCCGAUCAGACCACUUGUUAGGUAAGAACCCACCAGCUGUGCUUAUGACCGGGACGAAUAAUAUAGUGAAUUUCCCAUUUUGGCGUCUUUGGGAGCAUUUAUAUGGAGAAUUGAAGGAGAGGGAAGAGCCUGCGACUGCAUGGAAGAUGCGUAGGCUGUUCAUUCAAACAAAUAUGCGAGUCAGAAGCACCUUGAAAGCAAUUCCUGAUGAAGACCUACCUUAUAAAGAAUAUCGAUUUUCCUCACAUCUUAAUUUUGAUGUCAAUAUGGAUGAAUAUGCAAAGCUCAAAUUCUCGGGUAUCUAUUCUUGUGGGUUGGGAAUUUAUUCUAAAGUUUGGAACGUCAUUCUGUGUAGGUCCCUGUUCGAAACGUUGUCAGAGAAGGAAGAGGAAGAAGUGGACACAGAUGCCGAUCUUGUCAAGGUUGCCAACACCCUUAUGGAUGAUGAAGGCAUCACUGAGACAUUGGAACCUGUAAUGGAUGACGAACAUCGAACUAGACAUAGGCGUACGCCCACAAAGUUUGGUGAGAGUACUUAUGCUUCCAGGACCUUGUUCAAAAACUCAUCUAAUACACGCUCUUCAUUGACGUUUAGAAGCGUGUCAAAUAUAUAA
Messenger RNA from Naumovozyma castellii, 954 nucleotides. RefSeq lists its product as uncharacterized. The transcript has a single exon. The record is from RefSeq and is a predicted model, not a curated record. Bases 1 to 954 code for a protein of 317 amino acids. Lineage: Eukaryota; Fungi; Ascomycota; Saccharomycetes; Saccharomycetales; Saccharomycetaceae.